AAGUGGAAAUUUGCGCAUACAAGUUUGCACACAAGUUGCGAAGCGAGAAAAGGUAUAGAACGGCAAAAAUAGUUGUAUUAAAUUAUCAACAUUAAAAUUGUGAAAAUCAUUACCAAAACAAAAAUUAAAAGCGAAAAACACAAGAAAAGGGAUAAAAAGUUAAACUUGGAGCUAAAGUUAUAAAAAGUACGCUUGAAUAUAAACCUCUUUCGAGAGAUUGUGUGUGUGGUCCAAAUUCGAUAAAAGGAACCAUUGGCUGAUGGGUGACUAGUGCAGGAAGCGGGCGCACCACCCACCAAAAUAUUGUAAUUUACCUACAUACUUCGUGUGUUUGCCAUCAUAGCAGCAACAGCGAUUGCGAUUCGUCAUCAUCGAUCAGUUCGAAAAAAGACGAGUGAAUCGCAUAGCUUUUAAUUGCUUUCAAUAUUUUACUUUCAGCUCAAACAUUCACCAGACUCACUUGAAUAAUUUGAACUCACCGCUUGGGUCAAUCAAUCGAGCACCGGGAUAGUAUUAGAAAAUGUAAAGUAAAUUAGCAAUCUUCGAAAUGAUGGGAUCCCAGUCAAGAGUUCCAACGUAGUUUCCAUUUUCAUUGUUAUUCAAACUGAAUACAUUGGGUACAUAUUGUCCCAAACCUUAACGCCGCCGUCCCUUAUAAUACGCACUUACAUAUCUACCUGGAGUAGCAUACUUGCAAAUGUACAUACAUACCUAAUGUAUGACCUUUCGUACAGCGCUUACAUUUACAACAGUUACUGCAAGUCUAGAAACGAGUACAAAGGGAUAAUAUUGAAAUUCUGGUAAAACGAGGUUGAGUAUUUGUACCCGUCUACAUAUAUCUACUAUCGAGUCAUGGAUGACAACCUUAGCAGGAAAUCUUCUGAAUCCUCAUUAACCACAAGUGGAGAGUAUGAAAUUGUUUCUGACAGCAAUAUUACAACACCCAUUGAACAGCAAAUAUCGGACACAGGAUCCGUUUUAGUUACGCCGAUGAGUAGCAAAUCACCAACGCUAAACAUCGCUAACAACCGCAAUAUUACUGAUUUGCAACACGCUAUGACUGACGCUUUGAGAGAACUAGAUGUUAACUGUGAUGCGUCUUCAACUGCCAAAGCGGUGACGCUGAGUAAACAAAAAUCUUUGACAUUACCACUGGCUGGCACAUCGAGUCCGGCAUUGUUGGUUCCAGACAACGACUGUGAACAACAGCAACUAGUUCUCCCCAAGAUGGCAAUGAAGUCGCAAUCGUUAAAUCGCCAUCACCCAGAUUAUGCUAUAACACCUAAAAGUGAUGACGCGUCAAUUUCAGAACAUAACCGAGUUGGUCAGUCGGUCUUUUAUGAUUGCAUCGAUGCAAGUCCAGGUGGUGUUGGCGGUUGCGUCGAGGAAAAACAAGAUGUCAUGAAGCCCGAAAAGAAUGAUACCGACGAGGAAGUUUCAGAUAUCGAUCAAGGUUGCACCAUAUUUUCUGGAGUCACAUAUCUAGGAGCAGCAAAUAUAAAUGCACCCAAAUCAGAAGUCGACAUUUACCGCAUAAUGAACGAAUUGAACAGUAACUCCGAUUCAGUGGGGCUUAAAAUUUCCGUGAGCAUACCUAAUUGUUCCGAUGGGCUUGUUGUCUUGCAUGAUGCUGAGACCAGUUCCAUUAUUGCCACAUAUGAAAUACAAAGCAUUAUUUUGUACUUUCGUGGCCCCGUUGAGACCGCAGAAAAUGGUUGUUUUGCCUUUACUUGGCUGCAUGGCGAAUCGUUGUUUCAAUGCCAUGUUUUCCGUUGCCAUAUACCGGAAGCGGUGAACCAAGUUAGUGCUUGUUUUCAAAAGGCGUUUCGCACAUAUCCACCAAGCAUGACUUGCAGCUUGACCUCAGCUAUUGAUAGCAAUAUGUUGAAUUCGAUAACAUCAGAUGUGAGCGGAAAUCCACUUAACACCGCUGGCUAUGAAUUUAUUGUGUCAUUGGAAAUUCGCGAAAAGGUCGCUAAAAAUUCCUUUUCGGCGGUUCCUCGCGAUCGCAAUUGCUUUAAAUUGCGUGCAAACACUGAUAAGGAAGUGAUUAUUACGGUUAAACAAACAGCUUCCAAUGUACUACAACCGUUGUUUAUAGAACGUUGUUUUGGUGUGCUAUUGAGUCCUGGCAAGCUAGUACGCCAGGGUGAUAUGCAACUGAUUGAUAUGGUUAGCAUGAGUUACCAAUUGCCCAGCACCACUGCCGGUGGUGCAAAUGGUAACGGUGGUACUAUGGUUAAUGUUUCAGGCGAUACUAAUACCACCGCUGCAGCAGCUUUGCCACUUUGUCUCAAUCCUUAUAUAAUACGUGCUGAAUGGAAGGCUAACGAAGCUGCCUUUGAACAAUUGAAUGUUGAGACCUCUAAAACGUUUCUUACUGUAGCAGUGGAUAUAGUGGUGCGUGGCAUUCGCGACCCAGUACGUUUUGUUAUUGAGACACCUGUGGUAAUACAGUCAGCAAGUGAAAUACGUAUAAUGGACCAUUUCAUAUCGAAGCGGCCAAUGACUUUGCGUUUCUAUCUACAAUUGGAGCGCACAACCGAUGAAUUUAACUGGAAAGUGAGCUCAAUCGAUCCAUCUGAGGAAAUUAAUGAACCUCAACAACAGUCAUCACUUUUAAAAUUUGGAAUGAAUAAUUUAUCGCGGAUUGUACGCUCUUCAUCGAUUGUUUCCAUUGAGGAUGAUUGCCCUACCGACUACAGUUCAGAUGGAGAUGAACCGUUGUUGAGUGGUACAGGUGAAGUCUCAAAAGAUUGCUCACAGGAUAAAUUAGAUGAAUGGGAUCCGAUACUAAAAGAAUGGGAUGGUGAAAAGCGACCAAAAAAUUUGCCUCCACUAGUGCGUUUGGGCAUACCGGAAGCAUUGCGUGAGAAGAUAUGGCAGAAGUUGGCUAAUGUAGAGGGCAAAACCGAAAUGCUCGACAUGUAUAAGAUUUUAAUUACCAAAGAAACCAAGUGCGAAACUGUAAUACAACGGGACAUACACAGAACAUUUCCAGCUCAUAAAUGCUUCAAGGAAACCGGUGGCUCAGGUCAAGACGCACUUUUCAAAGUAUCUAAGGCAUACGCCGUCUACGACAGUGAAGUUGGAUAUUGUCAAGGUUUGAGUUUCAUUGCCGCAAGUUUGUUGUUACACAUGCCCGAAGAGGAUGCCUUUUGUGUUUUGGUUGCACUAAUGUAUGAUUAUGGACUACGUGAUUUGUAUAAGCAAGGCUUUGAGGUACUCUAUUUGCGCCUCUACCAACUUGAUCGCUUGAUCAAGGAUCAAUUACCCAAAUUGCAUGAGCAUUUUGCGGCAUGUGGCAUUGAGACACACAUGUACGCCUCACAAUGGUUUCUCACACUCUUCACGGCACGUUUCCCACUUAGCUUUGUGUUUCAUGUGCUUGAUGUUUUUCUACUUGACGGUGUACCCUUGCUUUUCCAAGUAGCUGUGACUUUACUUUCCAUUUGUGAAACUGACUUGCGACAACUUGACUUUGAGGGUAUACUCAAGUAUUUCCGCGUAACUUUGCCGAAAAAAUGUCGAAGUCCCAGUCAGGCACGACGCGUUAUGAAAAUGGCUUGCGAACGAAAAAUCAAGAAAUUGAAGCAAUACGAGGAGGAAUUCCAAUUAAGAAAACAGCACAAAGAACGUUUGGAGAAAGAGGCACAAGUUUAUGAGAAUCGUUUUGGAGAAGAACGACGAAAGUUACAAGCGGAGAUCGAUGAAAUGCAAAAAAAGUUGAUCGAGGCUAAUGAGCGGGCAGUAGAUAAAGAGAAGAAACAUACAGGCAUUAUACAAGAUUAUAAGCAAAUUAUACAAAGAUUAGAAAAUGAUACGACCAACUUGAAUGAGACGCUUGGAAAUGUAAUGAAUAUCGUUUCCAAAUGCAAAAAUUGCAUACAUCAAAUGGAGAAUACUGAUCAGAGUGUGAAAUUACCGGCUUUAGUGAACAGAAGCAGCAGCAACAUUAAAUCAACGCAGCAGAGUUGCAAUAAGCAGUCAGCAGAUGCACCACUAGGCCCAUUAGAUCCUAUAAAUAUAGCUACACAACGUAUUCGUGAGUUAGAAUUAGAAUUGGCACAAGCAAAAUUGGCGCAUGUUGAAGCUGAAUGUCGCAAUCAAGAUUUGAAUCAUCAAUUGAGUGCCACCAUCACUGAAAUGCAUUCCAAUCGCAACAGUUGGCAACCAUGGCUAUCGAAAACACUCAAUUCCUUGCAAGAGAAAGUCUCCACACGCGGUAGUCGUGAUGCCGUGUUGCCAACAUUCCAAUCAUAUACACAGAAUGCAUCGGCUAGUGCAUCAGCGGCUGGAAGUGAAACGAAUUCACCAAGCAGUAAUCAGGAGUUUAAAGCCUUCUCAGUUGGCGGCUCCCCGAAAUUGCCAGCCAAAUUUCAGGCCGCCAAACUUCGAAAUAGCAUCGACAGUUUGCGUAACAUUGUCGUACCGUUGGAGAACAGCGCCGCUCGUGUAAUUGCUGUUGGGUCGGGUGUGAGCGCGGGUGUUGACGUGCGCGGAGCUGAUCUUUUUCGACAACACCUACAAUCGCAAUCAUCAACUUAAAUGUCGACACAAAUGCGAAGAACAAAAAAAAAAAAAA
Molecule: messenger RNA, 4585 nt
Organism: Rhagoletis pomonella (apple maggot)
Lineage: Eukaryota; Metazoa; Arthropoda; Insecta; Diptera; Tephritidae
Gene: GAPcenA
Product: rab GTPase-activating protein 1-like
Exons: 10
Coding region: 853-4548 (1231 amino acids)
Source: RefSeq, a predicted model, not a curated record